This is a messenger RNA of Exaiptasia diaphana, 2836 nucleotides long. Its product is annotated as neuropeptide FF receptor 2. Gene Ontology annotation, cellular component: membrane. NCBI's taxonomy places the organism in Eukaryota, Metazoa, Cnidaria, Anthozoa, Actiniaria, Aiptasiidae. Gene Ontology annotation, molecular function: G protein-coupled receptor activity. Gene Ontology annotation, biological process: G protein-coupled receptor signaling pathway. The transcript has 3 exons. The record is from RefSeq and is a predicted model, not a curated record. The coding region runs from base 659 to 2077 and encodes 472 amino acids.
UUGGCUCUUUUUUGAUAUCCUAAAGGCCGAAAACUCUUAAACGGAUGCYGGAAAGAAGCCUCAUACAGUGCUUUUAGUGACUACUUYARAGMGAACUCCUUACAAUACGGCGAGGAAUUUUCGUUAUCUGCAKAUAUCAAGUACGUGGCCGCGGCGUCAUGUGAAAYAAGGUUCAUAUACUGAUAGCAAUCUUAGUUACGACUACAAAUACUUCAAAAGGUUGAACAGUAAACUGGUGCUGUUUCAGUUCCGAUCAUUCACAAUCAUCAUCCCAAACCAUUGGUAUUUUCAAUUAGAUAAACCACAGUCAGAGGUCAGUGUAAGGGCAGGUUUCAACAAAUCUAAAUGUCAGUGAAAAAGGCSUUUUGUCAUAAAAGAUUAUUGUUUCAUUCAAGUGGUUAUUGAAAUWSAGUUUUUCUGGAGUUAAUUACUUGUACAAUUGGCUGCGAAGUUGGGGCGCCUUAAACGUCACAAGUAAGAAAAGAWAUUUUUAAAGAAARCCAAACCUCAAAUUKACUGGUCACCAUCAAUUACCAYAUAWUGAUUUAAACCGCACAUAAAGAUAACUUCAAAGAUAACGUUCAUGACKAGAUGAUUAUUGAUAGAUGAUGUCAUAGGAUCCUACAAUAAGKCAGGUUUGUCGUCCAAACUGUCAGACAUGAACAACACGAGUGUGAUUGUGAAUGCGUCCGUUCCUUCUCCAGAUCUCUCGCUAGAGUUUCGUAUUGUCAAGAUCUCGAUUUACGUGAUUAUAUUCCUACUAACUAUCAUUGGAAAUGGUCUAGUAAUUUCUGUCAUUAGYCACGACAGGAGAAUGCGGAGUUCGUCACAUAUACUGGUUUUCAACCUUGCUAUAUGCGAUCUUAUAACUCCAACUAUAAGCCUUCCAUUUGACUUGGCCUAUGAGGARUUACAUUACCAUUGGCCGUUUGGKUCGACCAUGUGUAAAUUGCUGUGGCCUGCACAGACGUUUUCAGCAACGUCUUCAGCUCUCAUCCUAACCGCGAUAUGYAUAGAUCGAUACCGUGCUCUUGUAUUCCCAUUUAAAGUGCGAUGGGCUGGCAAGUUUUGCUUAAUGAUUUGUUCAUUAUAUGUUCUUUCCAUUUUGGUGGUUGUUCCGUAUGUUUACGUUCUACGAGAAGUCAAAGUUGGGGAGACUUUUGACUGUACAGAAAARUGGCCAAAUCCACAGAAGAAGUUCCGACAAGCUUAUACUAUGUUGCUAUGUCUUCUUCAGUAUUUCCUGCCUUUGUUUAUAAUGGUUGCAYUAUAUUCUAUCACUUUAAGAAGUCUGUUCAAUAACAGCAAAUCAUUGCCAGGAAUGCUAGGAGGAGAAAUGYCUUCAACUAGUGGCGAUAACCAAGAAACGGAGAAAAGGAUAAACGCGUUAAAAGAAAUGCGUAAAGAACAACAUUUCAAAGUAACCAAGAUGUUUAUCAUGGURGUAAUUGUCUUUGCCAUAAGUAUGUUUCCAAACCAAGUCUUUUGGUUAUGGGUAGAUUACGGGACUUUAGCUGUCAAUGAAUAUUUUUCGAUGACGUCGAUCAUUUGCAGGAUUUUUACUUACUCCAACAGCGUUCUAAAUCCAUUCAUCUACGGACUGUAUAGUAAAGAUUUCCGUAAAGGUUACCGUAAAGCUGGCAGACGUAUUUCUAAACCUCAUCAUAGACAAUCUAUGUAUUACAACGUGUCACAGCCAAAGAGAGAGCAGUGUAACAGUUUCACCAUGAACGAGUCUCAAACUGUACUUCUACAYAGUAAUGURAAUGGSACUUCACAUCCUGUUGGUAUCAAAAMGRUUCAUUUUUCUCCUGAAACUACUACGAGUGAAUUAAAAAAUAAAAGCGAGGGUAUCGAAGUAGUAGAAAAUGYACAAAUUAAAUCAAGYAAUAUCGACCAAAAUCGUGGCACUUUUGACGUGAACUACAAYGCAAAGGGAGACCCAUGCAAUUCUAACAACAUUCAGAGAAAACAAUGCGGAGUUUUGAAAGAUACAAGUAAAAAUGAAGAAGAAUGUUAUGCUCUUGACGAACUGGAUACCGAUUACUUAAAUGCUUUGGAGGAGACAUCUUGCUGAUGAUGAAAGAAGUCGUUUUUCUCUGAAGUAAUUUGUUACACAAGGCUCACGCACGCAGACAUUUUAUUUAUUGCAGACCCUGUAGAAAAAAAGCUGUCGAUAUGGUGUAAAAGGUGAUUUGAUAAGGCCGUGUACAUAAGCAAAUAAAAAAAGAGGUAAAUUAAAAGCAUAAAAUAUUAACAUUUUAAGUCUAAUAGCGCUGCGCGGAUAUUACGUCACAGAUUUCGACCCCCCGCUUGCAUUCGGACAAACGUUGAGGUCAAUACAAGAGAAAUGUAUGUGGAAUUUACAGGCGACUCAUUAAACUCGCUCCAAAAUGCAGAAGUUUUGACAGAAAAUGACGAUUUUCCUGGUUCAAAAUAAUCCAGACAACUAUGCUGUCAAGCAAUUAUAACGCUAGUUGAGAUGUGGGGGUAAAAAAGUGCAAGGAAAGCGAGUUGACUUAGUUGCUCGCGUUAAGAGACUGUAUAGGAACUCGUUCAUCCUGGCCAUGUGCCGUCUCUGACGAUCUAAUUGCUUCCAUAUCAAUAUAUGAACUGUAUGUUGGACUCAGUUUUUUAAAUAGUUUUUAUUUACAUGACUUAGUAAAUAACCCAAUUCAGCUCUUUGGCUGCGAUUUAUCUUUGUUUAAUAAACUAUAUCUAUAACUCUAACUAUACGCUCGAGGAUGCUUAGACAUAUGACGGACAAACCUUUUAAAAACGGACGAAAACAUGUCGAUUCCCGUUUUGUGCGAUGUAACAAGGGCAACAGACAAGA